AAAAUGGGGUUAGAGAGAGUGACUUGGGGUCUUUUACCUAGAAAGGGAGUAGGACAGAGGUGCUUGAUUCCCAAGGCUGAGCACUUGAAGUGCUGACUGUGUCAACCCCCUGUGCCUUGUGAUGGCUCUUGAGGUGCCUGUGGCUUUGCUGGAGCCCUAGUGUGCCUGGCUGGACCCUGUACCCCGGAGUGCUGGCUGCCAGCAUAGCCUUCUCUCCACAGGUGGGUGAGUGAGAGGCCAGGCCGCCCUGAGUCAACCACAAUCUCCCCAGCCUUGUGGAAGGCUGUGCUGCCUGCCGCUGGUGGCCCAGCUUCCAGAGUGUUUUAAAAUAGAAACAGAGCCUGGAAAGCCAGGCUGCCCCCCUGUGAGACUCUGUGGAGGGGGGAGGGGAAGGCAGCUGCUUUGGGAGCUCAGCCUGCUUCCAGAGCAGAGGGCCAUCGCCUUGCUAGCAUCUGGAACCAGGGACUGUUCCCUGAGCUGCCUUUGCUUGGAAAGAAAGUGGUGUGUGUGUGUGUGUGUGUGUGUGUGUGUGUGUGUGUCUGUCUGUCUGUCUGUCUGUCUGUCUGUGGUUGGGGGAAGCUGCUAGGAGGUUAAUCCCCCCCCCUUGGUCCCUAGGGUUGGUGAUAUGGUUGAUUUUGUUGUGACUAUCAUGACCUCUGUAUUAUUAUUUUUUUUUUACAUAUAAGGGUUUUCCCUGCACAUAUGUAUGCAUAUCAUGGUCAUGCAAUGCCCACAGGGUCCAGGAAAGAGCUUCGGUCAGGUCCCCUUGAACUGGAGUUAGAGAUCAUUUUGUUUGUUUUUUCUUUUUUUCUUUUUUCGGAGCUGGGGACCGAACUCAGGGUCUUGCGCAUGCUAGGCAAGCGCUCUACCACUGAGUUAAAUCCCCAACCCCUAGAGAUCAUUUUGAGCCCCUGUGUGGAUGCAGGGAACCAAACCUGGGUCCUCUGCAAAGCAGCUAGUGCUCUUGAUGGCUGAACCACCUCUCUAUCUCCUUGAUACCUCUUUCGUUUGCUGGUCCAUCUUUGCCCUGGAGAACCACCCAAACCUGUUGGAGAGAGAGCAGAGCCAAAAGUUUUCCCACAAUUCUUUCAUUCUUGGGGGGGGGGGUGGAUCCUGGGAUGGCGAUGGUAGCAUUUGGUUGCGUUGGCUCCUGACAGUAGUAGCUAUGAACUGUCAUCCAGUUACUCAUGCAGUGUAACAAGGAGGUCACUGGCGUGUACAGGUAUCUGAGAAAGGGUGGGCUGUGAGUCUUUUCACACCCCGGGCUCUUCUGCCAAGUUGAUCACCCCUCCAUCAUCAUCAUCUAUGGUUACCUGGAGGGGUUGAGAGAUGCCUUGGCAGGUGGCGCCUGUUCUUUGGGAAGAUGUCUUGCUUCCCCUCUGCUUUUGGAGAUGGGGGAUCUGAGCUCACUGGGGGUGUUUCUGGUGUUGAGGAGACUCUAAGUCCUGGUUAGGCGUGAGACCCAUGGGCAGGGCCUAUGCUAGUUUGGGGUUCUGGUGGGUGCUUGGUACAGAGCGAGCCCAGUGUUUUUUGUAGACCAUUGCUGUCUGCCCUCAGACUGUUUGACAGUUACCCUGGCAAUUUUUAUACUGAAGUUAAGGAGCUUUGCCCUGCUCUGUGCUUUCUGGGCAGAGUGGCCCAGAUGUUGGUGGUUGCUUGGGAGUGGAAUGUAGCCUUGUCCAGUGAUAGGGCUACUGUCUCAGUUUCAAUCAGUUCUUAGAACCGGCAUGAACACUGUCCGGACAGCUUUUCCUUCCUGGAUCUUAAAAUAUUAGUCUUAUGUCAAUCCGUGUUUUGUGCGCUUCUAUGUAUAUAUAACAUGCGUGUAUGUCUGAAAAGGGAUUGUAUCUCCUGGAACUGGAUUUACAGAUGGUCACAAGCCACCACGCAGGUGCUGGGAAUUGAACUCUGGUCCUCCAGAAAAGUAGCUAUUGCUUUAAACCAACUACCCUCUCCCUAGUUCUUUCUCUUUUUAAAAAAGAACCCCUUAUUUUAUGUGUAUGUAUGUGGACUACAUGUGUGUAGUGUCUGAGAAGCCUGCGGAGUGCACUGCAGCUCCUGGAGCUGGAUUUACAGAGGUGGGCACUAGAAACCCAAUCCCAGUCCCUCGAAGAGUGGACAGUGCCCUUAGCCUCUGAGCCAUCUCUCCAGUCCUCUGGCAUCUUGACUGCAGUGACUAACGUUGCUGACUUCCAGUAUUUUCUGCUCUUCACAACAACAUUUAAAUAAUGAAGUAGAAUUGAAAAAAUGGAAACCACAUCUGGAUUCCACAUCUACCUUCCCAAAACCACAUUCCUCCCCGAGGCUGCUGUCCUGCCCACAUGGGGCCCCUUCUUCCUGUUUUCUCCCAUUCAUUCACAAGUUCCUGAAUGGAUAAGGGACCCACUAAUUAUGUAGAAUUAGAAAUUUCCAUGCUCUUUUCUUUCCUCUUCUUUUUUAUUUUAAUGAUUUAUUUUUUCUUUUUGAGGCAGUGUCUCACUAUGCAGCUCUGGCUGGCCUUGAACUCACAGAGAUCUGCCCACCUCUGCCUCCUGAGAGCUGGGAUUUAAGGCCUGCACCACAACACCCAGCUUGGCUUUCUCUUUUCAUUCAGUAGUACAUAGUGUUCUACGUUCUCACUUAUAAAUUCACGACUGUUAUUGUUUUGAGAUAACCCAGGCUACUCACAUUCCCUGUGUGGCCAACCUUGAACUUUUGGUCCUCCUGCCUCCUUGCCCCAAGUGUUGAAAUUACAGGCUUUCGUCUCCAUGCUCAUCUCUCCUCAUUGCUUUUGAUGACUCUUUGGCGUUCCUUAGUUUGUUAGUAUUUUCCUUUUUUGGUUUCAUCAUUUUUCUAAUGAUGGGCAUAGUGGUCAUGUCUAGGUUUGUGUGACACAGGUGAUGGUGUAGAAAAUAUGUAUGCUUCUGUAGGUUUUUUGGUGCCUGGAUCACCUAGUGAGUGGGGGUGGGGUUCCUAGGAGUAAGAUUAACGCUGAGUUAAUUGUCCAUCCAUUGUCCUCCAAGAGAGUGGACUGCAUUCACACUUCCUUCCUUGGAUCAUGGCAUUAGCAUUUUACUAGUCUUGGGGUUGUCACUGUACUGCAGCUCUUGGGAUAAAACCCAUGGCUGGUUUUAAGGCCUAAAGCACCCAGGAUUCCCUCUGAGAGGUUCCUUAGCCGGUAUCCGCUCUUUCCUAGUGUGGGGUUGCUGCUAUGGGGUCUCCUGGUCUACUCUACUCCUGCUUUCCAGCUGCCUUGCGGGGGAAGCGCCUACUUCCUGGUUACAUUGUAAUUUACUUGUUCCUAUUGUCAGACACCAAGUUUCUACUUUCCUCUUUUUGUUACAAUGAUACUUAAAAAAAAAAAAAAACCAAACUGAGUCAGACUCUGUCCUUAGUCCUGAGUUCAUCUAGAACUCCCCUCCUGGUCUCUCCCUCUUUGUCUUUCACCCUUUUUCUUCUCUCUCUUAAAUUUUAUGUAUAUGAAUGUUCGCCUUCUCACAUGUGUGUACACCUGUGAGCCACCAUGUUGGAGCUGGGACUUAACUCGUUUCUACCGCAAGAACAGCAAGUGCUCCUCACCUCUGUGCAUCUCUCCAACCCCUCCUCUCCUCUGUUUUUGAGACAAGAGUCUUAUGAAGCAUAGGCUGGCUUUGAACUCACUAUGUAGUCAGCGAUGACUUUGGUCAACUUCUGGUCCUCUUGUCUCUUAUCUCCUUAGGGCUGGGAUUAUAGUCAUGUGCUACCAAGCCUGGUAUGCAGUGCAGGGAUAGUACUCGGGGCUCUGUGCGUGCUAAGCAAACAUACCAACAGAGACCCAUCCCUCCCCUUAAGCUAGUCUCUGGCUUCAGCCUCUGAAAUUGCAGCAGCAAAAAGCACAAAGCAAACCCAGCUUGCAGUGACACUUUGGUAGGGCUGGUGAGCGAGCUCAGCAGUUAAAGGCACUUGCUGCCAGGUCUGAAGACACAAUUUCAGUUCCCAGAACCUAUACGGUGGAAGGAGAGAACUAACUCCUGGAUGGUGUCCUCUGACCUUCCCAGGUGCACCACGGUACACACAGGCUCACUGAAUACAUGUAAUUAGAGCUAUAAGACCUGAUGCUCAUUGCAUAUUUACUCAUGAAUGCCCAUCACGUGCCAGGUCUUGACAUCUAUGGACAUUUGGGUAAACAUCCGCUUGACAGGCUCUGAGGAGCUUUGAGUGCAGGGUGUGUUGUGGGAGGAGGAGUGGAGGGCGGGAGCACGGUGAGUGAGCAGCUGUCACUGCCAUGGAGUUGAUGAGUCAGGAAGAUGUUGUCCUCCCCAGGCCCCAAGAUGGAAGUUACGUAAGUGUGUUGUGUGAACUGCUGGGUGAUAUACAAUCCUUCCCCCUCUGCUUCCAGUAUGACUGGGUAUCCAUUCCUUAGGCUGGAGUGGCGUUUGCAUAAUUGGUUCAAGGUCAGCCAGGGAAGGCUUGGGUUGGUAGACUGGCAGACCAGGGAGGGUGGGGGUUGGAGGGGGGAAACAGGUGCCAAAUGAAGGCAAUAUGGUAAAAUAGUAUUGAAGGGAGCCUCACAGGGCCUGGCCCCUACCUUGAGCUCGGAAGUCCUAACUCACGCCCCCAUAAUAAUCUCCUUAGAGCUGAUGCGGUAUCUGGUGUUUGCUGUGGGCAGUGGUUUUGUUUUUCUUUUGUGACAGGUGGCUUUCCAUGUUGGGUUUGGGGAUUAUCGUCAACAGAGUGCAUUUGGGGAACACUAAAUAAUGUGUGUUCUGCCUUUUCCUCGAGGUGGGAUCUGGUCUAGAUGCCUGCAGGGCGGGGCCCUGGGGGCCGUCUUUUCUGUGAGGUCAGGAAGAGUAGCAGGAAAAGGCUUGGCUUCUGUUAGUUUGGAGACAGAGCUGGGUUGGUAGAGUGCUUGCCUAGCCUGCACACCGCUAGCCCCAACACCACGUACAUCCGAAAUGCUCGUACCCCAGCAAUCCAAGAUGGAGGCAGAAAGAUCAGUUCCUGUCUGCAUAAACAUGGCUGUGCCUCCCACAUAUGCUGAUCUUGGCAAGUCCGCCAGGGAUGUCUUCACCAAGGGCUACGGCUUUGGCUUAAUAAAACUUGAUUUGAAAACGAAGUCCGAGAAUGGAUUGGAAUUUACUAGCUCAGGUUCUGCCAACACGGAGACCACCAAAGUGAACGGCAGUCUGGAAACCAAGUACAGAUGGACCGAGUAUGGGCUGACGUUUACUGAGAAGUGGAACACAGACAACACCCUGGGCACUGAGAUCACCGUGGAAGACCAGCUUGCUCGUGGACUGAAGCUGACCUUUGAUUCAUCUUUCUCGCCUAACACUGGGAAAAAAAAUGCUAAAAUCAAGACAGGGUACAAGAGGGAGCAUAUCAACCUGGGCUGUGAUGUGGACUUUGACAUCGCUGGGCCCUCAAUCCGGGGCGCUCUGGUGCUUGGCUAUGAGGGUUGGCUGGCUGGCUACCAGAUGAAUUUUGAGACCUCGAAGUCCCGAGUGACCCAGAGCAACUUUGCAGUUGGCUACAAGACGGACGAAUUCCAGCUUCAUACUAAUGUGAAUGAUGGGACGGAGUUUGGUGGCUCCAUUUACCAGAAGGUGAACAAGAAGUUGGAGACUGCUGUCAAUCUCGCCUGGACCGCAGGAAACAGUAACACUCGCUUUGGAAUAGCAGCCAAGUAUCAGGUCGACCCUGAUGCCUGCUUUUCGGCCAAAGUGAACAACUCCAGUCUAAUUGGCUUAGGGUACACUCAGACCCUAAAACCAGGUAUCAAACUGACACUGUCAGCCCUGCUGGAUGGCAAGAACGUCAAUGCGGGUGGCCACAAGCUUGGUUUAGGACUGGAAUUUCAAGCAUAAAUGAAUAUUGUACAAUCGUUAAUUUUAAACUAUUUUGCAGCAUAGCUACCUUCAGAGUUUAGUGUACCUUUUAAUGUCAUAUGUUGGGGAUGCGAGAGUUGAUUGAUACCACGUUAGACCUCCAGGCUAAGGAUGACUCGGCUUUAAGGUGUUUACCGUUUCAGAGGUACAGCGGAAACCCCAUUCCAGGAAGGGUCCUUUUUAGCUGUAGGCGUGGGCUGGGGAGGAGCUCCUCUAGAGAUGCCAGGCUGCAAGUGGAAGCUGGGAACGUGUGGACCCUUUGUAAAUCUGUAUCCAGUCCGCACAUGAAAUUGUGACUUCCUGAACAUCGAACCCCGGUGUCCCGAUCCUGUCUGCUCGGAAGCAUGUACACACCUACGUGAAAGGGACGGUUUUUUUUUUUUUUUAUCGGAUGGUCACGCCCUGUUCCCAUCGUGCCCUGUUCCCAUCCUAGCCCAUCAGUUACCUGUUUUACACCAAAAGUAGUCUUUAGGGUGUAGUUAGCAAUUUCUUUUGUGCCAUUUUAGGGUGGAGAGGGUGGGCAUGAUGAAGCCAGUCAUUCAGGACUUAAUUCUUCCUUGUGUUGUGGUGUGGUUUUCUUCCUUUCUUCUGUUUUUUUUUUUUAAUUCCUUUUUUUUUGCCAUUGCACCAGAGUAUGAAAUAGCUUCCAGGUUCUCCGGCUCAGAGCUGGGCGGGUGAUUGUGGUCACACCCUGACAACACUAGGGAUCUCAACGGACUCCUCUUGUAGCCGCACCACUAUUUUUAGCAGUUUAAUGGGUACAUUAUAGAGUCUUCCAUUUUGUGUGGAAUUAGCUCCUCCCCUUCAAAUGCUGUAAUUAACAUCACUUAAAAUAAAACUUGAAUAAAAUACUGAAACCUCA
Messenger RNA from Rattus norvegicus (Norway rat), 6708 nucleotides. NCBI's taxonomy places the organism in Eukaryota, Metazoa, Chordata, Mammalia, Rodentia, Muridae. The record is from RefSeq and is a predicted model, not a curated record.